AUGGGAGUAGUAUAAUCUUGUAUAAAGUAAAGGAACUCUGCUCCCUAAAUAGAGUACAAUGUUCCUACAAUUUUAAAACGAAAGUAAAUUGGAAAACACCCACAUAAGUAAAAUAUUUUGAUUCCUCCACUUUCAUAAUUGGGUGAAUAUCAUGAAUCACUAGAACAAUUAGAAUUAGCAUUAUAAGAAAAUAACAUUAAUUUUAGCAUUCAUAAAACAGCUACAUUUAAUAGUAGUAGUGCAAAUCGUUAAUCUAUUUCAAUUAAUCCUAGCUUAAAUCUGUCUCUUAAUACAACCAUCCCUAAUAUGCUUCAACCAUAAAUCAAUUAGAAUUUAUAAUUUUAAGAAUAACCAUAAAAUAAAGAUGAACAAAUAAAUUAAAAGAAAUAAACUUACAAAGAUUCUUAAUUUAAGAUUCGUGCUGAAAUAUAAAUAGAUAAAAAAGAUAGUUAUGCUAGAAGUCUAAGUAGUAAUUCAAGAGCAUAAAAAGCAUAAAAUCCUAAUAAUGAUGAGUCAUCAAUUUCAUUAAAAAGAGAUUCAGAAACUAAUACAAAAAAAAGCAUUUUGAAAAACAAAAAGCAAAUUAUAACAAAUUAACUAAAUAGAGGAGUAAGUUUAAGGCAAUAAUAAUAAGUAAUAAAUGAUGAUACCCAAUCUCAAAGAACCUCAAAGAGUUAGAAAAGAGUUAAAUUCGAUCCAAAAAUUUUUAGACCCAAAAACACUCAUUUCUUUUAAUGA
Paramecium primaurelia is the source of this 738-nucleotide messenger RNA. NCBI's taxonomy places the organism in Eukaryota, Ciliophora, Oligohymenophorea, Peniculida, Parameciidae. The record is from the annotation of a GenBank genome assembly.